Molecule: messenger RNA, 12642 nt
Organism: Vespa crabro (European hornet)
Lineage: Eukaryota; Metazoa; Arthropoda; Insecta; Hymenoptera; Vespidae
Gene: Dnah3
Product: dynein axonemal heavy chain 3
Exons: 12
Coding region: 390-12632 (4080 amino acids)
Biological process (GO): microtubule-based movement
Cellular component (GO): dynein complex
Molecular function (GO): minus-end-directed microtubule motor activity; ATP hydrolysis activity; ATP binding
Source: RefSeq, a predicted model, not a curated record
AUAUAAAUAAUUAUUGCAAAGCAACUUAUAUUUUAAUUUUUCGUAUUACUACAAAUACAUGACAUAUAUAUGCAUUUUUAUUUAUCACGAUACUAUAAUAUUGUCACCAUAGUUACAUCAUAAGUAUGAGUGUUCGAUACGCCGAAGUUCAAGGAUCAUCAUAUUGUGAGAUAUAAUAAUUACAAAUUUGACACAAAUAUUUAAUUAUUCAUUAAUAUAGAUUUGUAAUAUUUUUUUAUAAAACUGUAUCUUUCUUUUGUCAUAAUUAACAUCCGAUUAAUGGAAACUUAACGUAAGUCACUUUUCUACGUAAAGAAGGCUAACGUACAUAACUUUAUGACAGCCUAAAAAUGCUUAUUAUUCUUUUUUUUUUAAUCAAAAGAUAAAAAAUGACGGAUAAAAGAUCUGCUUGUAAUAAUAUAUUUCCAACUAUAUCAUGGAUACCAGUAGUAGAAGAUAGUGUAAAUUCGGCAACAGAAAUAACCAAGGUAUUAGAAUAUGCUAAAUAUCCAAAACUAUUAAAAGAUCAAUUAUGGACAAAGGCAGUACCAUAUAAAUAUUGGUCUACUUAUAUGAAACCAAGUGAAAGAAUAGGAAGUAUAUAUACUCCAACUUCAGCACAAUAUCGUGUAAAUAUUUUAACAAAAAAGAAAAAGCCAUUAGAUUGUUUACCAUUUGGAGUCAAAAACAAGUUAAGGAUGCCACCACGCGAAUAUAUUGAAUUGUAUAAAGAAGAAAGACGACGAAAAAUAACACGGAAGUUCAAACAAGAACGAAAUAUUCUUUCGAAAAAUAUUAUUAAUUUGAAAGAUUUGGCAGAUGGUACAUGGUCACGUAGAAAAGCUAAGAAAGAGACUAAUCAAAAUAUUGAGAAUAAAGAAUUAUUGAAGGAACAAAAAAAUAAAUUGAAGAAAAACAUUCAAGGGAAGGAAAUUUUGCGAAAUAAAGAAGUAGAAAUGCCAAGGUCAAUAGAAGAUCAAUUAGAAGAAUUAAUGAUUCGGGUUGAGGAAGAGCAAAAUCGAAAGAUACGAGACGAAGAUAUUGAAAGGCUUUUGUACUUAAGAAAUGAAUGCAUUGCCGAUCAUCAUUUAGAACCAUAUAAUUAUGAUAAUAUUGAGAAUGCGAAAAAAUUUAUCAUUGGUAGAUUACGCAAAUGUGAGGAUUUUAACGGAAUAAUUAAAAAAUUAGAAGGGGAAAUAAUUGAUGAUUAUAAAAAGAGUCUCUGUUAUUCCAUAGUCAAUUAUAUUCUUUUGGAUGUCGAUGAAAGAAAACGUUUGCUUAUAGAGACAAUGCCUAUAGAAUAUCCUGUUUUAGUCAUCCGUGCUCCAGUACCAUGGCAUCAAUAUAAAAUUCUAGCUGAUCAUUUUAUGGAACAUAAUCUUUUUAUAACGAACGAGAUAUUGAAAGAUAUUCGCGACUUAUGGUUUUCCAAAUAUCAUAACACCAUGAUUUUACAAAUUCAAGACUUGGGAACAUUCCCUGUGGCAGCCACGGAAAUUGAAUCCAAAAUAAACGAAUUGUGCAACAAUGCUGUUAAUAUAUUAACAAAAAAAUGGUUAGCUGACGUAGCUGAUAUUUUUUUUGAGAAAAAGUAUGCAUGGUCGGGACUUUUUGAAAAGGAGCUACACGCAUCAACGAGUCUAAUCGAAAAGUAUUUUCGAGCUGUCAAUUCUUUGUUGUCAAGACAGUUAAGAAUCAUGGUAUUGAAAACUAUACAACAUUUGAGAAAUUUUUUUAUACAGUAUAGAAUGGGAAAUUAUUAUGAAGGCGAUUAUGAAGAUUUGAUGUUUAUUAAACCCCCUUUCAUAACAGUGAACGUAGAAGUGGAAGUUGGAACAAUGAGUGUGUGUUGUAAACCGAGUAUUUUGGAUAUACAUACUAUCAUUUCUAGAUGUUUCAAUAAAAUUCUUAACGUUGCUAUGGUUUUACCCAAAAUCGAGGUGAUUUUAUUUCCUGAAUUGGAUAAAAAAGGUUUUCUAUUCUCAGUAUCACGAUAUGAAGACGAGGUAUUGAUGUUAAUUACCGAUACAUUAGAUACGGUCAGUGCACACAUUCCUGGCCCACGGGAAUAUCUCAAGUGUUAUGACGAUUUAUUAUACAUCAUAGAUGGCAGAGCAAAGAAGAAUUUAGAUGAUUUCUUUAGUAUUCAACCAUUUCCAGUUUUGAGAGAGUUCGAGCAAAAGAUCGUGUCCUACGACAAUUUAAGCAAAGAAAUAUCUAUGUUUCGAUACAAGAUACCGCUGAAUAUGAUUGAAAUUGAUUGCACCAUUGUAAACGAUAUCAUGCGACAAAUACUUCAUGAACUUCGUACAAAAAUUUGUGAUUUUUUCGCGGAUGAAUUAAGACUGAACAAUCGUGAAUUAUGCUCUAUCUUUGAUGAAAUAGCAGAGAAUAUUUCAAAAAUGCCAGAAACGACGCAAGAAGUAGUGGAGCUUUAUAAUUAUCUUUGUGAAAGUCGAGAUACUACAAUGUUCAAUUUGAAGACUCGAUUGGCACGUUCUACCGAAUUGACUUUGUUUCUUUUUAAUUAUCAACCAUUGACGGAUGAAGACAUUCAAUUGAAUUCGCGUACGAUUACGUGGCCCAAAGAAAUGGAAAACAUAAUGGAUUUAGCAACGACUAGGUUGAACAUGAGAAAAGAAUUUCUUGAAAGUGUACUACGAACAAGACGAGAUAAUUUUGAGAAGAAAAUAAAUGCUAUGCAAAUAGCGAUCGAACGAUUCAAAAGAAAGGAUCCGCCUGUAUUGACUAUGGAAGAAAUGGAACGGGCAACUGAGGAGGUUGAGCAAUUAUCGAAGGAUAUGGCGGAUAUAAAAAAAGAAGCAGAAGAGAUUAACGAAGAGGAGACUCUUCUCGAGAUAGAAUUAAGUCCAUAUAUGACGAUACCUGCGAUGUCAUCUAUUAUGGAUGUCUUCAAUAAAUUAUGGCAUAUUGCAUUGAAUUUCUACAAGAAUUACGAAAAAUGGUUUUACGGAUCAUUCGUUGGGCUUGACGCCGAUGAGAUUCGCGAGGAGGUUGACGAGAUCUGGAGAACGCUCUACAAAUUGUCUCGCGUGCUCAGUGAUAUUCCUGGUGCAAGACGCGUCGCUGAAAUGGUACGUGCUAAAGUCGAAAAAUUCCAACAGUUUAUUCCAGUUCUUCAAACGAUUUGUACUCCUGGUUUAGAAGCUCGACAUUGGGAACAAAUUAGUGAAAUUGUUAAAGUACCUAUAGAGAUCUCAGAUACUAGUUGUCUUUUCGACAUGAUUGAAUACGGUCUAUCUAUUCACAUAGAAAAACUUGAAGAAAUUUCAUCUGCUGCUACUAAAGAACACGCACUGUUGAAAAACUUGCAAAAGAUGAAAAGUGAAUGGGCCGAAAUUUACUUUGAAUUAACAUUGUAUCGGGAUACUGGUGUAAACAUACUGACGGCAAUAGAUGAUAUUCAAGUGCUAUUAGACGAUCAUAUAUUGACAGCUCAGACAAUGAGAGGUUCAGUUUUUGUGAAGGCUUUUGAAAGAGAUAUGCAAGCUUGGGAAGAAAAACUAAUCAUGAUGCAGGAUAUUAUUGAUCAGUGGUUGACAUGUCAAGCUACUUGGAUGUACCUUGAACCAAUAUUUAGUAGCGAAGAUAUAAUGCGUCAAAUGCCUACAGAGGCUAAGAACUUUAGACGAAUUGACAAGAUUUGGCGUAAUAUUAUGACAUAUGUGACGAACAAUACAAGGGUUAUAGAUGCUACUACCAAGCCAAAUAUGUUGCAAGAAUUUAUGCUUUGCAAUACUUUAUUGGAAGAGAUACAGAAAGGCUUAAAUGAGUACCUAGAAAAGAAACGUUUGUUCUUUCCAAGAUUUUUCUUCUUGUCUAACGAUGAGUUAUUGGAGAUUCUUUCGGAGACGAAGGAUCCGCAAAGAGUACAGCCGCAUUUAAAAAAAUGUUUCGAAGGUAUAAAUAAGUUACGUUUCACUAAAGAAGAAGAUAUAAUCGGAAUGUUAUCGAGUGAGGAAGAAUACGUACCGUUUAGUGGAAAGAUUUAUCCUGCCGAUGCAAAAGGCAUGGUUGAAAGAUGGUUGUGUCAAGUAGAGGAACUCAUGAUCGCAUCUCUUCGCGAUAUUGCCGAGCAGAGUCUAAUUUCAUAUUUCGAAACCGUGCGCGAAGAAUGGAUACUGUCUUGGCCUGGUCAAAUAAUUAUUUGCUGCAAUCAAAUUCACUGGACCAAUGAAGUAUGUGAAUCAUUUGAAGAUGAAUCAACGACAGAUUAUUUGAAAAAGUGUGGCUAUCAAAUAGAAAAAACUGUGGCUCUUGUUCGAGGCAAGCUGGAUCCAGGUGCUCGCGUAACUUUAAAUGUUCUUAUCGUGAUCGAUGUACAUGCAAGAGACGUGGUGAGCUUGCUCAUUGAAGAAAAUGUUAGAGAUGUAAUGGAUUUUAAGUGGAUAUCACAAUUGCGUUAUUAUUGGAUCGACAAUAGCAUUACGGUUGCGAUGAUCACGACUGAACUUCAGUAUGCUUUUGAGUAUCUUGGAAACACACCACGUUUAGUAAUAACACCUUUAACAGAUCGUUGCUACAGAACGCUUAUGGGUGCACUGAAACUAAACUUAGGUGGAUCACCCGAAGGUCCAGCGGGUACUGGAAAAACUGAAAGUGCAAAAGAUUUGGCGAAAGCGGUAGCUAAGCAAUGUGUAGUCUUUAAUUGUUCCGAUGGUCUCGAUUACAAAGCAAUGGGGAAAUUCUUUAAGGGCAUAGCACAAUCCGGUGCUUGGGCAUGCUUCGAUGAAUUUAAUCGCAUAGAACUUGAGGUUCUUUCUGUUAUUGCUCAACAGAUUCUAUCUAUACAGAUGGCGAUAAGUAUGGAAAUGGAAAAAUUCAUAUUCGAAGGUACAGAAAUAAAGUUAAAUCCUAGUUGUUACAUUAUGAUUACAAUGAAUCCUGGUUACGCUGGACGUCAAGAACUUCCAGAUAAUUUGAAGGUACUCUUUCGAACCGUUGCUAUGAUGGUACCAGAUUACAUUAUGAUAGGAGAGAUUACUCUUUAUUCUUAUGGUUUCACAAAUGCUAAGAAUCUUGCUGAAAAAAUAGUUCAUACAUACAAGUUGUGUUCGGAACAAUUAAGCUCACAAAAUCAUUAUGAUUACGGUAUGCGAGCAGUAAAAACUGUUCUUAUUGCUGCUGGCAAUCUGAAACUGAAACAUCCAACACGAGACGAGUCAGUUAUAGUUUUGCGAGCGAUCGUGGAUGUGAAUCUUCCAAAGUUUUUAGCUCAAGAUGUACCUUUGUUUGAGGGAAUAUAUAGUGAUCUAUUUCCAGGAGUUGCCUUGCCUCAACCUGAUCGUGGAGAACUUAUAGACCUUCUCCAAAUUAAUCUAAAGAAGAGAAAUCUUCAACCUACUUCUUGGUACAUGGAAAAAAUCAUACAAAUUUAUGAAAUAAUAUUAGUACGUCAUGGAUUGAUGAUCGUUGGCAGUGCAUUAGGAGGAAAAACUCAAGCAUAUCAAACAUUAGCAGAAUCAUUGGGUAAUCUCGCUGGAAUAAGAAGAGCCACUAUGAAAGAAUUUAGAACAAUCUAUAGGAUUAUCAAUCCAAAAGCUAUUUCACUUAAUCAACUGUAUGGCAGCUUUGAUCCGAUAUCUCAUGAAUGGAGCGAUGGUGUAUUGGCAAAUACUUUUCGUGAAUUUGCACUAUCUAUGUCGGUUGAACGAAAAUGGAUUGUCUUUGAUGGACCAGUGGAUGCAGUAUGGAUUGAAAGUAUGAAUACCGUUCUGGAUGACAAUAAAAAGCUCUGUUUAAUGUCCGGUGAAAUUAUUCAAAUGUCUAAAAAAAUGAAUAUAAUAUUCGAGCCAGCCGAUUUAGAACAUGCAUCACCAGCCACUGUUAGCAGAUGUGGAAUGAUUUAUAUGGAACCUUCUCAGCUAGGCUGGAUAUCCUUCUUUGAAUCUUACAAGAAAUAUCUCAAAGAGAAAUUACUUGUAGAGCAAUUCGAGCUUAUAGUGGAAAUCAUCGAAUGGUUAAUUGAACCAGUCUUAACGUUUAUCAAAUAUAACUGCAUGACAUUCAUCGAUACGUCGGAACUUCAUAUGUUUUUGUCAUUGACAAGGCUUUUGACUACAAUGCUAGAAGAAGAGAUUCAAGUUAGUACGGUUUGGCUACAAUGUGUGCUUUUAUUCUGUAUAAUUUGGGGUAUUUGUUCAACAUUAACCGGCGAUAGCAGGAAAAUAUUUGAUGUCUAUUUUCGGAAACUGUUGCUCGGUAAUAUAGAUAAAUAUCCACGACCGAAAGCAUUCAAGCUGACGAAACAACAACUAUUUCCUGAUAGAGAUACUGUUUAUGACUGGGUGUACGAUAAAAGAAACAAUGGAUGUUGGAUAUCAUGGAUGGAUACUAUAGCACAAGCACCUUUACCAGCACAUGCUAAAGCAAGCAAUCUCAUUAUUCAAACAACUCAAGUUUCUAUGCAAUAUUUCUUUAUCAAGAAUUUUUUACACAAGAAUAUUCCGAUACUAUUCGUGGGGCCAACCGGUACCGGCAAAUCAGCGAUAGUUCUCAAUUAUUUAGAAGAAUUACCACGAGAGCAAUAUAUCGAAAAUAUUAUAAACUUUAGUGCACGUACCAGUGCUUCGCAAACUCAAGAGAUUGUAAUCUCAAAGCUAGAUCGAAGAAGAAAAGGAGUUUAUGGGCCAGCAAUGGGUAAGAAGUGUGUGCUUUUUGUAGACAAUUUGAGUAUGCCACUGAAGGAAACAUACGGAGCACAACUACCUAUCGAACUCUUACGUCAGUUUAUAGAUCAUGGUUAUUGGUUCGAUGUGAAAGAAUUGAGUAUAUUAUAUCUAGUAGAUAUUUUAUUAAUCGCAGCUAUGCUACCACCGGGAGGUGGUUCCAACGUUGUAACUCAUCGACUGACUCGUCACAUGCAUAUAAUUGGUAUAGAAUUCUUCGAAGAGGCAACAUUGAGUAAGAUUUUUACUUCGAUUUUCGAGUGGCAUUUCGCAAAAGGCUUCGUACCGGAAGUUUCUCGAUUGGGAAAGAUGAUUGUUAACGCUACCAUGGACAUAUUUCUUACAGCUAUUGAAAGAUUUUUACCUACGCCAGCUAAAAGUCAUUAUACCUUUAAUUUGCGUGAUUUUAGUCGUGUGGUCGAGGGUAUAUUAUUGGUACCAGGAGAAAAAUUGAAAGAUCCAGAUAAACUCAUCAGAUUAUGGAUACACGAAGUAUAUAGAGUUUUUCACGACAGGCUUAUUGAUGAUGAUGAUCGUGAAAUGCUUUUCACCAUGGUAAAGCAUACAUGUUAUGAACACUUGCGUCAACCAUUGGAAAAAGUUCUUUCCAGUUUCUUAAAAGAGGAUGAAAAGGCAAUAAAGAGUGCUCACAUUCAUGACUUGUUCUUCGGAAAUUAUAUGGAACCCGAUACUGAUCCUAAGAUUUACGACGAAGUAAUGAACUUGGAGGAUUUACAGGAAAAAAUGGAGUAUUAUUUAAAAGAGUACAAUAUGACAUCGAGGACACCAAUGUCGCUUAUUUUUUUUAGAUUUGCCAUCGAACAUAUUUCUCGUAUUUCUCGCGUGCUAUUGCAAGACAAUGGUCAUGCGUUGCUCGUUGGAAUUGGUGGUUCAGGUCGAAAUUCAUGUACGAAAUUAGCGACUAGUAUGUGCGAAUAUAUAUUGUAUCAAGUAGAAAUGUCUAGAACUUACGGAAAUACUGAAUGGCGAGAAGAUUUAAAGCAACUUUUGUUACGUAUUGGAUGCGACGGAAAGCCUACAGUUUUUCUCUUUGGAGACAAUCAAAUAAAAGAUGAAACCUUCGUCGAAGACAUAAAUAUACUUCUUAAUACUGGCGAUGUACCGAAUUUAUAUGGUACUGAAGAGAUGGCUGAGAUUUUGGAAAAAAUGAUGAGUGUAGCGAGAGGGAUGGGCGGUAGGAAAAUUGAGACUACGCCGAUGAUGCUUUACAAUCUUUUCAUCGAAAGAAUUAAGAAAAAUCUUCACAUAGUUCUCACUAUGUCACCGAUCGGCGAUGCCUUUAGAAAUCGAAUUAGGAUGUUUCCUUCUCUCAUAAAUUGUUGUACCAUAGAUUGGUACACUUUAUGGCCAGAGGAUGCCCUAGAAAAAGUAGCUAAAACGUCAUUACAAAAUCUGAAUAUCGGCUCAGAAUUACGAGAAAAAUGUGUUCACAUUUGUAAAGAAUUUCAUACAAGUGUUUUCGUGGCGAGCGAGGAUUAUUAUAAGAAUCAUCAUAGAAGAUAUUAUGUAACGCCCACAAGUUUUCUACAACUUAUCGCAUCUCUCUACAGACUUUACGGAGAAAAAAUCAAUCAAAUUACAAAGCAACAAAGUCGAUACAUUACUGGAUUAGAAAAGUUGGAUUUUGCAGCAGGUCAAGUCGCUGUCAUGCAAGAAGAAUUGAGAACAUUACAACCAAAAUUAGUAGCACAGUCACAGUUGAGUGAUAAACUGAUGAUAAGAAUCGAGCAAGAUACUAUUAAUGUAGAAGCUAGAAAAGAGAUAGUGGCUGCAGAUGAAGCAUUGGCUAAUGAAGCUGCUGCAGCCGCUCAAGCUAUUAAAGAUGAUUGCGAGAGUGAUUUAGCCGAAGCAACGCCUGCAUUAGAGGCGGCUCUUUCAGCAUUGAAUACCUUAAAACCAGCAGAUAUUACUAUCGUAAAAUCCAUGAAGAGUCCACCAGCAGGUGUUAAAUUAGUUAUGGAGGCUGUUUGUGUAUUAAAAGGUGUAAAGCCUGACAGAGUACAGGAUCCAAAAACCGGUAAAACUGUUGAAGAUUAUUGGCUAGCCUCCAUUAGAAUGCUCAGUGAUAUGAAAUUCCUCGACAGUUUAAAGAAUUUUGAUAAGGAUAAUAUUCCAUCUGCAUAUAUGAAAAUAAUUCGUGAAAAAUUUAUUAACGACAGAAGUUUUCAGCCUGAAGCGAUUAAGAAGGUAUCUACUGCUUGCGAAGGUCUUUGUAAAUGGGUGCGUGCUAUGGAAGUUUAUGACCGUGUUAUCAAAGUCGUUGCACCAAAAAGAGCAAUGUUGGCCGAAGCCGAGGCCGAAUUAGCUGCUCAAAUGGAAAUGUUAAAUGCGAAAAGAGCUCUUCUCCAGGAAGUAACACAAAAAUUGCAAUCUCUGAAUGAUGAAUUUGCGGAAUGUAUGAGAGAGAAAAAGAAGCUUGAGGAUCAGAUUGAUUAUUGUACUCAGAAGUUAGAUAGAGCUGAAAAAUUAUUAGGUGGUCUAAGCGGAGAAAAAAGUAGGUGGAGCGAAACAGCCGUUGCUCUUGGUACCAACCUUCAAAGUGUUAUUGGAGAUGUAUUGUUGUCUUCCGGUGUUGUCGCUUAUUUAGGUGCCUUUACCGUAGAAUAUAGAAAUGAUCUUAUAGCUCAAUGGCAUGCAUCGUGCACAAGAGAAAAUAUUCCAUGUGGAAAGCAUUUCAGCUUGAUAGACAUCCUUGGUGAACCAGUGAAGAUCAGAUCAUGGACGAUCUAUGGUUUACCUGCGGACAAUUUUUCUAUUGAAAAUGGUAUAAUUGUAAAGAAUGCCGAUCGAUGGCCACUUAUGAUAGAUCCACAAAAUCAAGCGAAUAAAUGGGUGAAGAACAUGGAAAAAGAAAACAAAUUGACUGUUAUAAAACUCACCGAUCCUAACUACGUGAAAGUCGUAGAAACUGCAUUGCAAUUUGGUACACCAGUCUUGCUAGAAAAUAUUCUCGAAGAUAUAGAUGCAAUAUUGGAGCCUGUGUUGCUUAAGAACAUAUAUAAACAAAGAGGUGUAUUAUACAUAAAAUUUGGCGAAAAUGUACUCGAAUAUAAUUCGAAUUUUCGCUUUUAUAUCACGACUCGUCUUAGGAAUCCUCAUUACCUACCAGAAAUAGUUGUAAAAGUAACACUGUUAAAUUUUAUGAUUACACCUCAAGGUCUGCAGGAUCAGCUUUUAGGAAUAGUUGUCGCACAGGAAUUACCGGUUCUCGAAGAAAAAAAAAAUCAAUUAAUCGUUGAAGGUGCAAAUAAUCGACGCAUAUUAAAAGAGAUAGAAGAUAAAAUAUUGGAGGUCUUAUCGAUGUCGGAAGGAAAUAUAUUGGAGGAUGAGACAGCUAUAAAAAUACUUUCCACUUCAAAAGUUUUGUCGGAAGAUAUUGAAACUAAACAAGAUGUAGCGGCUAAAACGGCAGUCGAAAUCGAUCAAGCUCGUGAUGGUUAUAAACCAGUCUCUAAGCAUGGCUCGGUUCUUUUCUUUUGUAUUUCCGAAUUAGGUAACGUCGAUCCCAUGUAUCAGUAUUCAUUGUCAUGGUUUAUUCAUCUUUAUAUCAUGUCAAUAACCAACAGUGAACAAUCAAAUAGUUUAAAUAUACGAAUAAAAUAUCUUAACUCUCAUUUCACCGCAAGUAUUUACAGAAACAUAUGUCGUUCCCUCUUUGAAAAACAUAAAUUGAUGUUCUCGCUAAUCCUGUGCGUUGGUCUUAUGCGUGCCGAAGAAAAAUUAAACGAGGAUUUAUGGGCAUUUCUGCUAACAGGCGGAGUUGCGCUGGACAAUCCUUAUCCGAAUCCAGUACCAUCUUGGCUUUCUGAUAAAUGCUGGUCGGAAGUAGUGCAAGCCUCCAGUUUAUCUGGUAUGGAAAAAUUAAAGAUAUCGUUAGAACAAAAUAUUUCAAUGUGGAAAAGGUGCUACGACUCCUCGAAUCCGCAAAAGCAAACUUUACCAGCACCAUUUGAACAAUUGGAAGGAUGGAAUCUUGAGAAACUUAUUAUUAUUCGAUGUAUCAGACCUGACAAGAUCGUGGCAGCAGUCCAAAUAUUUAUAAUAGAAAAUAUGGAUCAAUCGUUCGUUGAGCCCCCGCCAUUUGAUCUUCAAGGAUCUUACAAUGAUUCUAGUAACGUCACUCCUUUGAUAUUCAUACUUUCUCCGGGUUCCGAUCCAAUGGCAGGUCUAAUUAAAUUCGCAGAAGAUAAUGGCUUGUCGAAACAAGACCUCAUGACCAUUUCAUUAGGCCAAGGUCAAGGUCCAAUAGCAACCAAUAUGAUCGAAGAAAGUAUCAAAAGCGGUAAAUGGGUCAUUUUGCAGAAUUGCCAUCUUGCUAUUUCCUGGAUGAAGGAAUUGGAUAGAAUUUGCGAUGAAAUUAUUGUACCAGAAAACACGCACCUUAAAUUUCGGCUCUGGCUUACCAGUUAUCCGUCCGAUGAAUUUCCCGUUUCUAUCUUACAGAACGGCGUUAAAAUGACAAACGAACCACCAAAGGGCUUGAAGAAUAAUUUACUGCGCAGUUAUUUGAAUGAUCCUAUCUCCGACAUGAAAUUCUUUCAUAGUUCUUCCAAAAUUUUGGAAUGGAGAAGUCUUUUGUUUUCUUUAUGUUUCUUUCAUGCUGUAGUUCAAGAAAGACGAAACUUUGGACCGCUAGGAUGGAACAUUCCUUACGAGUUUAAUGAGUCUGAUUUACGCAUUAGCAUUUUACAACUGCAGCUGUUUUUAAACGAUUAUGAUAAUGUACCAUUCGAAGCGCUUCUAUAUCUAACAGGAGAGUGCAAUUACGGAGGACGAGUAACUGAUGAUAAGGACAGACGUUUACUUAAUUCGUUAUUAAAAAAUUUCUAUAAUCCAGAAGUCGUUACAAAUAGGAAAUAUUCCUUCUCUCCAAGUGGAAUUUAUCAUUUACCUGAAGACACCGAUUACGAAGGCUGUAUCGAAUAUAUACGAAAUUUACCUAUUAAUCAGACGCCUGAAGUAUAUGGCCUGCAUGAUAAUGCAGAUAUUUCAAAAGAUAAUCAAGAAUCAAUGCAAUUACUUUCGGAUGUUCUCUUGACACAACCACAAAUAAGUGGAGUAGGCGUUGAACGAGAUUUGGACGAAACGGUAUAUAAUCUUGCUGCCGAUAUAUUAUCGAAAAUGCCAUCUCAAUUCAAUAUGGUAUACGUUACGGAAAAAUAUCCUGUGCUCUAUAUAAAUAGUAUGAACACUGUUUUACGUCAGGAACUUAUUAAAUUUAAUCAGUUAACAAACGUUAUAAAGAGUACGUUAACGAAUAUACAGAAAGCCAUAAAAGGUCAAGUAGUAAUGUCAUCCGAACUGGAGGAAAUAUUUAUCAGUAUGAGUAUCGGUAAAGUACCUUCUGCAUGGAAUAGAAAAUCGUAUUCUUCUUUGAAACCAUUAGGAAGUUACAUAAACGAUCUAUUAGCAAGAAUAGAAUUUUUACAAGAUUGGAUCGAUAAUGACGCACCAGUUGUAUUUUGGAUCUCCGGUUUCUUUUUUACUCAAUCCUUUCUUACUGGCGUUUUACAGAAUUAUGCUCGCAAGUAUAAGAUACCUAUUGAUCUGAUAGAUUUUGAUUUUGAAGUUACUAAAUUCGAAACAACAGUUGAUAGUUCACCGCCUCUUGGAGUUUACAUAAGGGGUCUUUUCCUGGAAGGUUCAAGAUGGAACAGAGAAACGGCUUCGCUCGAUGAAUCAAAACCAAAAGUUAUGUUCGAUCCUUUGCCUAUAAUUUGGUUGAAACCGAAAUUGAAAUCCGAACUUCAGUUUUCGUCAGUUUACUUUUGUCCUAUUUAUAAGACGAGUGCGCGACGUGGUAUUUUAGCAACUACAGGACAUUCUUCUAACUUUGUUAUGUUCAUUCUUCUUCCGACAUUAAUCGAUGAAUCACAUUGGAUAAACAGAGGUGUCGCCAGUCUUUGUCAGCUAGAUGAUUAAAGUAUUUUUC